Molecule: messenger RNA, 4348 nt
Organism: Neocloeon triangulifer
Lineage: Eukaryota; Metazoa; Arthropoda; Insecta; Ephemeroptera; Baetidae
Product: inhibitor of Bruton tyrosine kinase
Exons: 18
Coding region: 478-4149 (1223 amino acids)
Molecular function (GO): protein binding
Source: RefSeq, a predicted model, not a curated record
UUUAAUUACCGAUUUAAGCUGAUGAAUUUGACGGAAUUUGACACCACUGCCAUCGAAAGCGAAAACAAAUCUUCGUUGUUUUUCGACUGAUCCAAAGUUGACUAGGCAAUUACUGAGCCAAACCAAUUAAUUCCAACGUUUCCUUGCUUAAUUCUAAAAAAAUAAUGAACACCCUUGUUGUGAACGCUGUUUUUGAGAUGUCUUUUGUCGGUGAGCAGACCGCCGCUGACCACCACUGCUGUUGUUCGUAGAUAAGGCCACCUUCUGCGUGUUAUGGCUUUCUAAAAAGGUUCCAGUUUCCACCCCUUGACACGAGGGGUGGUUCUUCCGUGGUUGGUGCCAAAAAGCAGAUCAAUUUCUCCCUUCUUGGAAUAUUAUGCAAAUAAAAAUGGACCGCACAAAUCUGUAAACGAUGACUGAAGAAUCGUGGUGAAGUUGAGCUGAGGAAUUUGCCAAUAAAUUUUUAAACAAGAAGAAAUGGCCGAAGGGCCCGAGUGCAGCCGACGGUGCCGCUGGCAGGGGCACGCGGCCUCGGCGAUUGCGGCCGUGGUGAGGGGUUCGGAGGAGGAGGCCGUCGCCUACCUUCGCUGGCUGUGCCACCGACCGGGACAGGUGCUGGACGCAGAAGGCCGCUCAGCCCUGCACGUGGCCGCCUCCAAGGGCCGCCGCAGGGUGGCCGAGUGGCUGGUGAAGCACAAGGAGGCGCAGGUCAACCUCAGAGACCUCGAGUCAGGCUACACGCCCCUCCACCGCAGCCUCUUCUACGGCCAGGUGGACGUCGCCGUCGCCCUCAUUCAGAUGGGCGCCAACCCGUUGAUGGUGGACAAGGAGGACAUGACCCCGAUUGACCUGGCCAUGAAGAGCAGACCCUCGAUUGUUGAGUACACCAAGAGCGGCCCUUGCGAGGCCUAUGUCUGGGGCACCAAUGCCAACUUCAACCUGGGCAUUGGCAACCAGCAGAGCAAGGCUGUGCCUGAGUUGGUCGAGCACUUCCGCAGGGGCGGCGUCAACAUCAAACAGGUCUCGAUGAACAUGUACCACUCGGUGUUUGUCAGCGACGCUGGCCGCGUUUUCUCCUGCGGCCACGGACAAGGCGGCCGCCUUGGUCAGGAUUCAGAGAAGCCCUCGUUGGUGCCGCAGCUGAUGAAACUGACCGCCACCGAAAUUUGCAGCCAGGUUGCGGUCGGAAUGGACCACACUGUCCUCCUCAUGGAGAACGGAAAUGUGAUGACCUGCGGCUCGAACGAGUACCACCAGCUUGGCCAGAGUGGAGGUGGACCUCCGAAGCAGCUGCUGUCCCCAAGGUGCCUGGGCAUGAAAAGUCUGCCCGUCCACAAGGUGCUGGGCGUCUGCGCCGGAAGGUAUCACACAGUCCUCUGGUCCAGCAAGGGCAUCGCCACCUGCGGACUGAACGCUGGGCAACUCGGCCACCCUAAAGCGGACAGGCAACCAACAGUCAUGUUUCCAAAACUUAUCAUGGCACCAGCUCUGCAGUUCAAGCCUGAUGAGGACAACUCCAUCACUCAGGUGGCUUCCAGUGACGCUGCCCUGGUUGUCGCUCUGAAAAAGGGCGUCAUUUGUCUUGUUCAUGAGUACAAGUGCAAGAAAAUUGCAUACAGAAUGCCAGGUGUGGUGAAGGUGGCGGUGUCAGGUGGACACCUGGAUGCCAAUGUGGAGCAGAACAACGAGGAUCUCCGAGUCUGUGUGCUAAACAACAUGGGCAAGUUGUUCAUCUGGCAGCAACCUGACCAACAAAUGUCUCGGUGUUCUCUCCAACUGAAGCGCCAGCUGAUUGUUACGGACUUUGUUUUGACCAACCAGCACCUGCUGUUUUUGACUUCUGAUUGUGAGGCUUUCGAAGGAUUCUUCAAGCAGAAGAAGAAAUUUGAAGGAGACGUCGAGUGCGAGGUGGUUAAGACAAAGCGCCUGCCAAACAUCCACAGAGCUGUGGCCAUCAGCUGUGACCCCAGAGGUCGCAACUUUGCAGUCAUCCAGGGUCAUCCAAAAACCGCGCUUCUGGAAGUGCCGCAAAUGGAGUCUCGAGACAUGAGUGAGCAAAUGAAAACGCUCCUCGACGAAGCGUCCGAAGAAGAUUCAAUCCAUGAUGUUGUUUUCUUGGUUGGAUUGCGGAGAUUUGCAGCCCACCAGUGCAUCAUCAGCGCCCGCAGUGACAUUCUUGCCACGCUGAUCCAAGAACAGAAAUCGGCAGACACAGAGGAUGUGCCGGAGAUCCUCGUUCUCAACACAAGCCCAGAGAUAUUUGAGCAAAUUCUUCAGUUUAUCUACACCAACAAGUGCAGCCUGCUGACAAGAGGCCCUUGCAACGUCAAGAUUGACGAAAACAUAUCUAGUUCAAAGAAAAGGACUGAACCAAAAUCACCCUCACCUGAGUUGAAUUUCGACCCGAAAAAAGUCUCGGCUUUCGAAGCGUAUAAAACUCAGCCAGGGACAAGCAAGAAGAAAAAGAACAAAGCCCCAAAUCAAAAGAAAAACUACGAUGAUCCAAUGAAAAUUGUUGCUGCGGCAGCCAGAGCGUUUGGCCUGCCCUCUCUAAGCAAAGCUCUAGAUUCCUACCAGCUCAAGGAUGGCCUGGUCAUGAUUAAAAUUGGGCACGAACCCUACCAACCCGCAGCCCUGAGCUUCGACCGAACCAAGAUGAUGCACUUGUGUGAUGCAACCGUAAUAAGUUUGGAGGGAGAUGAGAUCCAGGCCCACAGAAGUGUGUUGGCCGCUCGGCUCGAGUACUUCCACAGCAUGUUUGCCCACGGCUGGGCAGAGUCAAGCCGCAGUUCCGUGCUGAAGAUGGCGCUUCCGACUGUGGUGCUGGACGUCCUGUUGGACUUUUUGUACUCGGACGAGGCGCCAAAGGUGUUCGGUGACGCCGAACUGGCCAGAACCAUGCUGGUGGUGGCUGACCAAAUGUUUGUCGAGAGGCUGAAGGAGGCGUGUGAGUGCGCCUUGGUUGCCUCCCUCACCCUGAAAAACGCCGCCGAACUGCUGCAACUCGCUUCCACGUACAACGCCGCCCAGUUGAAACUCAGCUGCAUGCAGUACAUUUCCUUCAACCUGCCUGUCUUCAUCGAGUCGAGGGGUUUGGAUGAGGUUGAGUGGGAGGUUUUGGAGGAGUUGGCAAAAUACCACCGCGAAAUAACCCCAGACAUGUGCAGAAGGACCAUCACCCCGUACUCAAUCGGCCCCUCCAGUGACGAACUGGAAUUCAUUUCCACUCAUUUUCCAAUUGAUUUGGACGGCGCCUCUCUCAUUAAAUCCAAAGAAGGAAACGAUUUUGAAAUCAAAAAGCAGAAAUCAAAGCCAAAGCGAAACAGGAUGAGGAGGAUCAGUUCGGGUGAAUUUAACAGAAAUAGAAAAGAUUCUGUUGGUUCGAAUGCGUCGGACAUUUCUGUUGAUCUGGAGAAGGACGUUCAGCCCCUGGAGGAUGAGCUUGUUGAAGAAAUCAUUACUUUGAACAGAGUCGAGCCGGUUGUGGUGGAAAAACCUGUGGAAAAGCCAGCAGUUGUGAAGGACGGAGGAUCUGCUUGGAGUAACAUGUUUCCCGUUUUGGAAACUUCUCUCUCCAAUCUAGAUUUGGGUGGAAUCAAACCCAAAGUGAGCAGCGAGGUAAAGAACAACAUAAAGAAGCUUUCGCAAAAGCAGAGAAAGAGGCUGUCAUCUGAGUCAGGCAAGGAGCCAGUUUUGCCCAAAACCCCGACGUCCCCCAUCUCCCCCUGGAGCAAACAUCCAGCCAGUCCAAGCAGCAGCCUCGGCGACAUCAUCAAAGAGGAGAAGAAAAAUGCUUGGAGCAAGCCUGAGAAGUCCAUCAAAGGGGCCGUCGCCAUCCCCUCCUCCAGCCGCCAGACUUGCCAUCCCUGUCCAUCGUCUCCACAGAGCCCGCCUGGGCCAGCUUGGGUGUUUUCUCGGAGCCCAGGGGAGGCCAGUCUGUCGGCCAUCGUCAAGGACCAGCAGCAGCAGAAGGAGAACCUGCGCCGAGUGAAGGCCAAGCCGCUGCACCUCACCCAAAUCGAGGACCAGGCCAUCCAGGAGCUGCUUGCCUUCUACUCGGCCGCAGACAACAAGUACGAGCGGAUCACAGUGCGCCGCGCCGACUCGGGUGCCGUCGCCGCACCCACCUGGGUCUCUUCUACUCGUUAGAUUAAAUUUCCCGACCCUCAAAUUGCUGUAAUCGAAUGGACUGUUGGACGGCCUUGCGUGGAAUUUGGAAAAUGUUCUUAUUGGAAAAUUGUAUUUCUUAAUUAAUUAAUUUGUAUCAAUUUUUAUUUAUUGUUUAUGAGGAAAAAGAAAGUGUUCAGCAAACUUAUGAAUAAAUGUCAACUAGAAGCACAAAGUGAAA